Diversispora eburnea is the source of this 813-nucleotide messenger RNA. NCBI's taxonomy places the organism in Eukaryota, Fungi, Glomeromycota, Glomeromycetes, Diversisporales, Diversisporaceae. The record is from the annotation of a GenBank genome assembly.
AUGGCAGUAAAAAAAAUUGAUUAUCAAUGGUACUUAAAUGAAAGACAUAUUGAAGAAGAUGAAGCGAUAAAAUGGAAUGAUGAAAAUAUUAAAAAUGAAGCAAAGAUUUUGUCGUGCCUUUCUCAUCCAAAUAUAAUUAAUCUAUUAGGAUGGUUUAUUAUGAGUAAUUCAUUCUAUUUAGUAUUGGAUUAUCACGGAGGAGGAACAUUGGCUGAUUGUAUUCCACAAAAUGGUCGAGAUGAAUUUUCAACUUUAUGUUUGAUGAUUCAAGUUUUUGAGGCAAAUAUUUUAUUAUCGGCUGAUCGUAAAAGAUUAGUUCUCGCUGACUUCGGUCAAGCUCAAUUGGAAAAUGAUAAUGAAAUAAAUAAUCCAGAAUAUUUUCAAUCUAAAUUUAUUGGAGGAGGAACGGACUUAAAAAAGCUGAUAUGUAUAGUUUGGGAGUUACGUUUAACUCGUGAAUUACCUUACAAUCAAAAUACAUCGAUUCAAGAACAAGUAUUGAUGUUUCCUGAUCAUAUCUCUUUACCAGCUCAACACUUUGUUCAAAGUUUACUUUCCGUAGAUCCAUGUCGACGGAUGACGAUCUCUGAAGUUUUUGAUCAUUCCUGGUUAAGAAUUCAUGAUAUCACUGGUCGUCAUUAUCAACCGCGUCGUCGUCUUCGUCGUUUUCAUUCUUUAAAAUUUGCUAAUUCCCAUACUUCCCAUACUUCUACCAAUAAUACUUCCAAUUCUAAUAAUUCCAAUAAUACUAUGACUACUACGAAUAAUACAAAUUCGAAGCGAAAUAAUUCUAGUAACCCUCAAUAUAUAUAA